This is a messenger RNA of Pelobates cultripes (western spadefoot toad), 513 nucleotides long. NCBI's taxonomy places the organism in Eukaryota, Metazoa, Chordata, Amphibia, Anura, Pelobatidae. The record is from the annotation of a GenBank genome assembly.
AUGUCCCAUGCCCAACAGGUCACCUGGUACAAACAACUACAUGACCUUAAUAAACUAAACCAAAACACACCCAUCCCCAAAGCUAAAACGCCAAAUCUCAGAAGCACAGGACAAGAUAAAGAGGCUCUAGCACUCACCCAAGUAGGCUACUCACUAAGAAAAUUAAAAGCCUCAUACUACUCUCAGGGAAACAGAGCACGCAAGAUACUAGCCCAAAGACUUCGGGACAGAUGGACCACAUCCAUAAUAGCACACAUACAGGCACCAAAUGGAGACAGGAUAGUAGCCCCGAAAGCAAUAAGCGACGAAUUCGCAACACACUAUGAAUCCCUAUACAACCUUAAAUAUGAUCUGCUAACACCCUCCACGUUUAUAGAAGACUACCUAAGUGACGCUCCCUUGCCAACUCUUUCAAAAGUUUAUAGGGACGCCCUCUCAGCCCCUAUCACUCAACAAGAGGUGAAGGACACAAUAAAAACCCUCCCCAUAGGCAAAGCCCCGGGCCCUGACUGA